AUGAAGACUGCAAUUGUCAAUUCAGUGUUGGCAACCCUCGCCGCAGGCUUCAACUUCAACAAGAGAAGCCCGGUGUCUUACGAUGGAUAUCAGGUUCUCCGCGUCAAGACCUUAAGCCAACUGGCAUCUGUGCAAAAGAGGCUGGCUUCAAUUCCACACGAACAAUGGAACCACGACGUAGAAACACACAUAGACAUCGUCAUCUCCCCCGACCAAGUCGAGACCAUAGGAGCGCUCGGCCUCGACUUCCGCGUGUUGCGUAAGGAUCUCGGCGAGUCGAUCAGCGCUGAGUCCCAGAGCAGCAGCACUUACAAGCGCGACGUCAGUGACCUCUCGUGGUACGAUUCUUACCACCCGUACGAGGACCAUGUUCGCUACUUCGCCGAUCUCCACGAUGCUUUUCCCAAUAACUCCAAGCUGGUCUACUCCGGCCGUUCGUUCGAGAAUCUUUCCAUUCAUGGGAUCCACCUUUUUGGCGAUGAGGGUCCUGGAAAGCCUGCCGCUGUUGAAUACAUCACUCUCCAGUUGAUUAAGGCCCACCAGAAUGCCACCAAGGCUACCGACUCUAUAUCGAAACAAUACGACUUCCACAUUUUCCCCGUUGUGAACCCUGAUGGUUUUGUUUACUCCCAAGAACCGUCCGACACCAUCGAGAACCAAGGCCUCGACGCCUACGUCCGCAAGCUCCGCGACAGCAGUGGUAUCAAGCUGUACAUCGGCUGGCAUAGUUAUGGCCAGUAUAUUCUCUCACCGUUUGGUUCCAACGAGACUUUGUAUGCUCCCGACCUCGGUAAGUGGACCAAGACUGCGUCUGUUCUCAGCGAGGUUAUCCGCGACAGCUCCGAGAGACGCACAACCUUCACAUUCGGACCCAGUGGGGCUACACUCUACACCACCACUGGCGCUGCGCCGGAUCAUGUCUACGUGAUUGGCGGGGCCGACUUCUCGUACACCAUUGAGCUUCCAGACACUGGUGACUACGGCUUCGUACUGCCUCCUGACCGCAUACUUGGGGCUGCCCAGGAGCAGUGGGAGGGCCAGAAGGUUCUGUACUCACUUUUGGAUGAGGAGUUCUUUGACGGGAUCGGCGAUGCAUAG
Colletotrichum navitas is the source of this 1098-nucleotide messenger RNA. Its product is annotated as zinc carboxypeptidase. Gene Ontology annotation, molecular function: zinc ion binding; metallocarboxypeptidase activity. Gene Ontology annotation, biological process: proteolysis. The transcript is spliced from 4 exons. Lineage: Eukaryota; Fungi; Ascomycota; Sordariomycetes; Glomerellales; Glomerellaceae. Bases 1 to 1098 code for a protein of 365 amino acids. The record is from RefSeq and is a predicted model, not a curated record.